Messenger RNA from Hyposmocoma kahamanoa, 4733 nucleotides. RefSeq lists its product as uncharacterized. The record is from RefSeq and is a predicted model, not a curated record. The transcript has 11 exons. NCBI's taxonomy places the organism in Eukaryota, Metazoa, Arthropoda, Insecta, Lepidoptera, Cosmopterigidae. Bases 85 to 4653 code for a protein of 1522 amino acids.
GGGUUUUGUGAUAAUUUCCUCAGUAAAAAUGUUGAUUAUUCGUGGUGUUUUACCUUAAUUAAGCUGUGCUAUUUCAGUAUAACCAUGACUGCUUCUUUUGAAGAUUUAGUUCAAGAUUUUGAUCUCAGUUUACUACGACAAACAGGACAUACACCCAAUUAUGAUUUUCCAAAUAAACCAGAAAAGCUCCACCAAAUAGCCAACCUGAAGAAGAGAAUUAUACAUACCAGUUCUCUCAUACACAAAUAUCAUGCAAGCCAAGAAGAAAUAAGUAAUCUGAAUGCAGUGGUGUUAGAAAGCAAAGAGAAGCAUCGUAUAAGUGUUGAACACAAUGCAUUAUCACAACAAAAAUGUACACAACUGGAAAAGGAUUUGGAAAUGCUUCAACAGUCCAACAAAGACUUAGUAGAAAAGGUGAUGAUUUCCGAAAGUCGUAUUGCAGCGAUGCAGUCUCAUACAUAUCAGCUUGAGACACUAAUAAAAGAACAUGAAACAACAAUAUUAUCGACGAGAAAAAAGUUUAUCUCAGAAAAAGACAAGCUUAAAGAUCUUCAAAACAAGAUCACAGAACUAAAUAAGCAGAAAAAAGUUUUUAUGAAACAUCUAGCCAUCUUUGCAAGCGUCGUAUUUGAAAGAAGAAAGCUGAGCCAGAAGAAAAAAGCAAAAUUUGAAAUCUACAAGAAUUCAAGUCUCUACAAAGAUGAUGACAUCUUCAGCGACGAGGAAAUAGAUGGUGCAGUUACUUCACCAUUUGAUUCCAAAGAGUUUCUCAAUAACAACAAUUUACAGGACCUUAAUUGUGCAAUUCAAGUGAAUGUGAAGGAAUUGGAAAAUCUUGGAGAUAACAUAAAGAAAGGUUUAUUUGAGUUAGAGACUAUUGACAUAGGUAGUAUUGAUACUGGUAGAGGAUCAUCUAUUGCCUCCAGUCCACCAGAAUAUUUCCCUGACAGUCCUUUAAACGUAGAAGAUGUGAAGAAUAAAGUGAAAUUGAUGGAUAAAAGCACAAGUCCGCCUAGAUUUGAACCUUUAAGCCCAACAAGGAAACCCAAAACAACUUUUGCUGAUAAUUCGACAAAUCAUAAAAUCAUAGUAGAUAAAGCGGUCAGUCCAAUAAAGUUCACUGAUUCUUUGAAAUUUGACAAAUUUGGCCAGACAAGCUCCACAUUUCACAAUGAUAAUAUUGCAAAGUAUGACGUUCAUGAAAGUAACAAUGAUAGGGAAAUCGAACUGAUAUUCCGGAACAUGCGAUUUGAACACAGCUUGAUAACACCAAUGCCUACGUCUCCGUCGAGAUUAAGCGAUGUCGAAGAUCGAAGUCUGUCCACCAUAUUUGAAUCAUGUGAGGGUGCAGAUCUUGCGAAACUAAACGAUGAAAAUAAGAAACUUCAGUCAAAUAUUGUGUUGAUAAAGAAAGAAAUGAUGAAAUUAAAGAGAUUCGUACAAAGAAUGGGUUUGGAUGACGAGUUUAAUGAGUAUGUGGGUGUAUCAUUAAUAAAUGAGAUAAAUGCUGAGGAUACUGUUGCUUUAGAGAUUGCUGAAAUGGAAAAUCGUGCGAGUCCAGUGCGUUCUAUUGACAACGACGAUAAUAUUACUCUAGAUCUAGAUGAUUAUGAGGAUCAUGUUACUCCGCCUGUAAACAACGAUGAUGUGUUGUUGUUUGAGCCAGACAAGACGCUAUUAGCGACGCUAACAGAAGAACAAGACUCUUCAAAUGUUGAAUGUACUGAAAAUGGUCAAUUUGCUUCGUGUAAGGAUUGUGAAGCCAGCAAAAAGACGGCUAAGGCGAGAAAACUAAGUAAGCUUGAUAAACUGAGAAAGAGAAUGUUACCUAAAAGUAAAAUUAGAAGGCUUGGGGGUCCACCUAAAAGAUUACUACGCAGUAUGACAAAGCAAUUGUCGCCUUAUAGCAGAUCAUCGCCAGUUUUAUCGAAGCAACAAGAAGCCUAUGCUAAAGCAGUGCUUAUUUGGAAACAGAUGAGCUCUAAACAAAAAGUUAUUUAUGAAAAAGGCAAUGCAAAGCCCUCAAUUAGUAAAGAAACCAAAAAUUCUAAUGGACAUGAAUACAAAACUCAAUCGAAAAAUGAAUUGUCUUCAAACAAACAGACUAACACAUCAUGGAAAAUUAGCGAAACGGGAAAUGAGAAAGAAUCCUACGGUAUUAGAACAAGAAAGUCAUCAAUUUCAUUACCUGAUAGUCCAUUUCCUGAUCAUAACAAUAUUAAUAGUAUAAAGUCAGACGAAGCUUUAUUUAUGGCCUCAUUAAGCGAAAAAGUGCAGAAAUUACAAAAAGAGCAUACUAAUAUUAUAAAUACCUUCAAAAAUACCGUGCAGUUAUCGAGCGGUGCAAAAUCGCUCAAGGUUAAUUCACCUGCGGAAUCUGACAUACGAUCUAAGACAAUUUUGCGAAGUUCAUCAACUACAGAAAGAAACGAAGAUAAUUCAAAUAAAUCAAAUACUGAUAAUGUGGUUUUACGUUCCGAUCUCAAAUCUCCAUCUAAAAAUGACCCUGAGAACAUAAAAAUACAAACCAGAGGGAGUAUAAGACGAGCUUCUCAGGAGGCUAGGGAGAAAAGCGAUGAAGAAGAAAUUUCAAAUAACAAAGAUACACAUAUUGAAAAUGUGAAUUCUCCAGAACGCCGAGGACGGCAUAAACAUUUAAACAAAACAGAAAUACAAUGUAGGAGAAUACUUCGUAGUUCUAAUCAGCUGCCGGAUUCUCCAAAUAGUCGUGAAAGCCAGAAACUAGGCAGUUCAGUUUCUGACACAGAUACAAAACAGCACGGUGUUCCUUCCCAGCUACAGGGAUAUCAGAGUACAUCCACUGAUAAUACUUUAAUAUGUAGUGGUACAAAUAGUCGCCUAUCUUCGAUACAACAAUCGGACAAAAAGGCUCCACAAGAAGAUUGCGAUGAAAUUGAUAACGAUACAUCACCGCUGAAAAGGAAGGGUCGUAAACGAAAACUUCAGGAUAUCCCAGCAAAACAGAGUAAGAGAACAUUGCGUAGUUCAGCUGUUCUUCAGCCGAGCAUUGUAAACAAUAACGAUAAAAUGGUAGCUAAUCCAUCUUCAGCAACUUGUAAUGAGAUGAAACAUGGAGAUAAAGUGAAGUCACUUAUUGAUGAUACUGAAAAGGAAACCAAUAGGAAUUUGCGUAAUAAUAAGCAACAAUCUAAUGUCAAGAAUAAACUUGACAAUAACGCAGAUAAUAAAAAUAUUAAUAAUGAUUAUACUGAAACUAAUGCAACCACCAACGAAAAAGAUUCGAUUAUAUUCGUGACAUCUUUGGAAAAACAAUCAAAUGAACAUUCCAAUCAAGUUAUAUUCCAUGAGGCGAGUGAGGAACCAAAGAAUAAUUGUAAACAAAGUAUCGAAAAUGAUACUUACGUAAGUCACACUCGUAUAGUAGAUAACCGGCGAAAUAGUAUCAUAUGCAAAGCAAUAGAAAAGUAUAGAUUCAAUCACGCCACAAAUUCUAUGAAGAAAUUGCCAGAUGCUGUACUUGAUACAAUUAGUAAGAAGUUGGAAGAGAGCAUUGAGCAUAUUAUUAAACUACCUGUAAGAGACCGUAUUCAAGGAAUGAAUAAGUUGGUUGAAGAUAUAAGUAAUUUGAAAGAGAAACACUUCAUAGCUGGUUUAAUGAAGUACCUAUCUGACCCAAGUAGGAAGGACGAAUUGUAUAACAAAGAUAAUGUCCAUCCAGCACCAUCAAUGUCAAAAUCUGAACAAGUGUUAUUGUAUCUCUUGAAUAAACUUAAACGAGUUUGGCCAAAUAUUUAUGACUGUCUUCUAAAGAAUAUAGAAUACGCAUUGUUCAGACUAAACCGGACGCCCAAAUUUGAAAUAAUUGAAAGCAUGUCGCAUUUCUACGCCGUCGUCUGCCGGUACAUUGAUGAUAAGAGUCGUCUUAGACUUUUCCUUAUAUCUGCAAUGUACUGCAUUCAGUUCAAAUCAUACCCACUGAUAAAACAGUGCCUGGAAGUGUGGAUGCAUAUUUUGCCUCUGGCACAUAUGGGGAUGGCAAAGAGCCCUCUGGUUACCUGCUGCAUAUAUUUGUUACACUUCUAUAAAUGUGAGGAUAAAUAUAAUAGAGUACAAGACAUUAGGAACAUAUUAGCUAAAACCUACUUCUAUAAAACUACAGAGUGGAAUGAACCCAGAAUUUUGGAAAUGUUUAAGUCGGCAAUUGUUGACUUAAGAGACUCGCCUAUCGAAAGAAAAAUGUUGAGAUUAGCACUAAUAAUACUGGCUAAACGUCAUGGACCUCGUUGGUGCCAGAACAACAUUAUCAAAACUAUACUCAAACCCCUCAUUGAAAAAGAAAAUAUCCUUGAAAGAACAAAAGCGUUCUGCAUAUCAGUGUUGGGAGCCCUGCUCAAGCCAUACCCAGCCGAUAUGAAAGUCCAUUGUGAAAUUACAAUCAACGAGCUUCUUGACAUGUUGAAAGGCAAUCCUUCGUCCGCCAUACAGGAAGCAAUAUAUACAAGUUUGAUACAAAUAAGCAAGCAUAACCAGACUCGUGUUGUUCAAGCAUUGCUCUCUUGGUGCCCACAAACAAUUUCUCAAGAUAUGAAGAGUGUUAUCAAAAAUUUUGUGAAAGAAAAACCUGUGAAGAUCUGGAAGUCCGUCUUAUCCAAUAUACCACUGGUUGAGUAGAAGUCAGUGUGUUGGUAAAACAUUGUAGUGACCAAGUGUACUGACACGUGUGACAUCAUUCAUCAUUGUCAUCGUAUUUC